AUCCGCGGAUUCAUGUUCUGCCACUUACGACCAGGAAGGGCUCCUUGCAGGCCUGUGAUAUCCCGGCGCAAUUCUCGGAUAUGACAACGCUGGAAAGCCUCCGUGUCACUCUUGGGGGCAUUUGUGGGGAUUUCCCACGCCUUCCAAAGUCAGCCUCGGGCCAAGCCAUCUGUCCGACAACGUUUGGGCCUCGCCCACGUGAGCACUCAUCAUGUCUGAUUUUUGCGGCAACUUUGGUUCUCAUCCGAUCUGGAAUUCAGCCUCGCGGACAAAAGGGUGACUCGGGACCGCAUUGACGACAUGGCUGUGGCAUCUUACAAGCUUGACGGCACUGGUCGCCUUCACCAUCGAGUCGUGAUCGUCACUGGCGCAUCUUCAGGACUUGGCCGCGGCAUAGCCUUAGCUCUGGCUCGUGAGGGUGCUCAUGUGAUUUGUUCAGAUCGAGUCCUCGAAGCACGCCAGGACGGAUUCGAAGAAGACAAGCAUAUCCCUACCCACGAAGUUAUCAACAACAAUGGUGGGAAAGCCUUCUUUCAGAAGUGUGAUCUGAUGAACGUCCCUGAAAUUGUUGCACUCAUACGAGCAGCGGUCGAGAAAUUCGGAAAGCUCGACAUUCUAGUCAACAACGCUGGCCUGUGGAUGCCUUUGCGUGACUAUGUGGAGGAGACAGAGGAGCAGUGGGACGCAAUGUUUGCUAUCAAUGCUAAAGGGACGGCAACGGCGAUGCGAGAGGCGAUCAAGCAAUUUCUCACACAACCUGUCGACGAGGUUUCGGGGUCCCGAGGCCGAAUCGUUAACAUCUCCUCGGCUGCUGGCGGUAUCACGGCCAUCCGACGCGAGACGACAUACGCUGCAAGUAAAGCAGCCGUGGCUAUGGUGGCCCAAAACGCCGCACUGGAUCACGCCAAGGAUUAUAUCAAUGUAAACGUGGUAUGUCCAGGUGUUGUCCGGACUGGCGCUGCCGGGAUCAACUUCCGUACGCCGGAAAUCAUCACAGAGAUGCAAAAGGGCACCCCAUGGCCCAGAUUAGGGGAGCCAUCUGAUAUUGCCAAAGCUGUUGUGUUCUUUUGUAGCGAUGAUGCGCAGUGGAUUACAGGUCAAAGAUUGGCAGUCGAUGGUGGCUUCACAAUUGGCAUACCGCUGUAGAAGGUUACUACAAAACCGCUGGACAAGGCUGCUUUGCUUGAAAUAAGGUACCACAUAUUCUUGGUGUGUACACUUCCCAUGUAUGCAAGGCUUUCCAAGGUCCAAACAGGCGAUCUAAGGCUUAGUCGGUGUCAUCGUGAUCUACGCCUUUGCCUUUGCCUUUGAGACUCGUAAAUGAGCCUAGCAGGAACGCGCCUACGUCCUCCUUCUGACAUGUGCACACUCAAUUGGUGCCUCGAGACGGUGGUCUGGCCGGUGGAGUACUCCUGAGCCC
Exophiala viscosa is the source of this 1420-nucleotide messenger RNA. Its product is annotated as oxidoreductase. The record is from RefSeq and is a predicted model, not a curated record. Lineage: Eukaryota; Fungi; Ascomycota; Eurotiomycetes; Chaetothyriales; Herpotrichiellaceae. The transcript is spliced from 2 exons. Bases 301 to 1146 code for a protein of 281 amino acids. Gene Ontology annotation, molecular function: oxidoreductase activity.